AUGGCCCAAAACAAGGUUCUCUUUGCCUUCGUCUUUCUUCUUCUAGCCUUCUCUCCAAAACUCCAGUCCACUCAAGCUAGGCAGUUGAAGCUCACCACGCAAAAGCAACACCCAUUUUCAAACAAGCUUCAAAAUGUGCAUGAACUCCUAGAAAAGGAACCAAGGAAAACCAUAACCGAGCAGAGCAAAAACUUGCAUGGUGAAAUUUUAAACAAAGCCACGAACACUGAUAUAUCCGCCACUCAGCUGCCGCCGCCACCAAGUGCGAUGGUGGUGGGAACAACGCUGCCGCCAACUCCCGACCACAGCUUAGAUGACUUCAGGCCCACGGAUCCUGGCCACAGCCCCGGGGUUGGCCAUCCGCUGCAGAACUAG
Molecule: messenger RNA, 375 nt
Organism: Rhodamnia argentea
Lineage: Eukaryota; Viridiplantae; Streptophyta; Magnoliopsida; Myrtales; Myrtaceae
Product: precursor of CEP5-like
Exons: 1
Coding region: 1-375 (124 amino acids)
Biological process (GO): regulation of root development; nitrate import; regulation of leaf morphogenesis
Cellular component (GO): extracellular region
Molecular function (GO): hormone activity
Source: RefSeq, a predicted model, not a curated record